Molecule: messenger RNA, 1925 nt
Organism: Syzygium oleosum
Lineage: Eukaryota; Viridiplantae; Streptophyta; Magnoliopsida; Myrtales; Myrtaceae
Product: protein HEAT STRESS TOLERANT DWD 1
Exons: 12
Coding region: 148-1572 (474 amino acids)
Molecular function (GO): protein binding
Source: RefSeq, a predicted model, not a curated record
AGCAUAAGAGAGAGAGAGAGAGAGAGAGAGAGAGCACUUGCUUAAACCCUAGCAAUAGACAUCCCAAAACCCUCACUGUUCAACAUAUACGUUGGUUUUCACUGCGCUUCUCUGCACGCAUACCGUCGAGCGACCCACAAACAAAACAUGGUUCGAAGCAUAAAGAACCCCAAGAAAGCCAAAAGAAAGAACAAGGGAUCAAAGAAGGGAGAUGGGUCGUCUUCAUCUUCCUCAAUUCCUUCAAUGCCUGCAAAGGUGUGGCAGCCAGGCGUGGACAAGUUGGAGGAAGGAGAGGAGCUUCAGUGUGACCCUUCUGCUUACAAUUCCCUUCACGCCUUCCACAUUGGCUGGCCUUGCCUCAGUUUCGAUAUUGUCCGCGAUACACUGGGUUUGGUUCGGACUGAAUUUCCCCAUCAAGUUUACUUUGUUGCUGGGACUCAGGCGGAGAAGGCUUCUUGGAACUCAAUUGGGAUAUUCAAAGUAAGCAACAUUGCUGGUAAAAGGCGUGAACUAGUGCCGUCCAAAUCUAUCGAUGAUGCUGAUGAGGAGAGUGACAGCAGUGAUAGUGACGAAGAUAGCGAUGAUGAAGCAGGUGGAUCUGGGACGCCAGUUUUGCAGCUAAGAAAAGUGGGCCAUGAAGGAUGUAUUAAUCGAAUAAGAGCUAUGAAUCAAAAUCCCCAUAUCUGUGCAUCUUGGGCAGACUCUGGUCAUGUGCAAAUAUGGGACUUCAGUUCCCAUUUGAAUGCUUUGGCUGAAUCAGAAACGGACGUCAACCAGGGAGCUUCCUCAGUUUUUAACCAGGCUCCUUUAAUGAAGUUCGGUGGCCACAAAGAUGAAGGUUACGCCAUAGAUUGGAGUCCUCUUGUACCUGGGAGGCUUGUGUCUGGGGAUUGCAGGAAUUGCAUCCAUCUAUGGGAACCGACAUCUAGUUCAACAUGGAAUGUUGAUUCCACUCCGUUUAUUGGACAUGCUGCAAGUGUUGAAGAUCUGCAAUGGAGCCCCACAGAAGAAAAUGUCUUCGCCUCUAGUUCAGUUGACGGAAGUAUUGCGAUAUGGGAUACCCGUUUAGGGAAGACACCAGCUGUUUCUUUUAAGGCGCACGAUGCCGAUGUUAAUGUUAUCUCAUGGAGCAGGCUGGCUACCUGUAUGCUGGCCUCUGGGUGUGAUGACGGGACAUUUUCAAUUCAUGAUCUUAGAUUACUCAAGGAAGGUGAUUCUGUGGUUGCUCAUUUCCAGUAUCAUAAACACCCGGUCACCUCAAUCGAAUGGAGCCCACAUGAAGCCUCCACAUUGGCAGUAUCAUCGUCUGACUGCCAGCUCACAAUAUGGGAUCUUUCCUUGGAAAAGGAUGAGGAAGAGGAGGCAGAGUUUAAAGCCAAAACAAAAGAGCAAGUGAAUGCCCCCGAGGAUUUACCUCCACAGCUCCUCUUUGUUCACCAGGGACAAAAAGACUUGAAAGAACUGCAUUGGCAUGCUCAGAUUCCGGGAAUGAUUGUAUCUACUGCGGCGGACGGUUUUAACAUCCUGAUGCCCUCGAACAUACAGAGCACUCUUCCUUCAGAUGGUGCCUGAAUUUUGACCAAGACCGAACAAUACCCGCCGCACUUCCUCAAAGGACGCAGGCCUAAAUGCUUUCCAACCGUGGAGUUGCAGUGCAACUUUCUGUGUACACUGUACAAGUCGUGCUCAUAACCGCGAGUCGUGUCUGUUUUACAUUUUUACAGUUCGUCUCUCUUGCUAUGUUCAUUAGCUUCGUUUUCCCGCUCUUGUGAUGUUUUCCCGAUGCGAGGGUUUCUGGGGGUUUUCAGUAGAAUAUUUGGUCUUGGCGGCCAUCCUCAAAUUUUGGAAUGUUUGGUAACUUGAGAUCUUUUGAUCGUGAGCAUCGGUAUAAGUUAAUGCACAUAUAGAUACUUUUGGAGUCUGAA